AUGGCCACUCCUAAAGAACACCCAAGUCAGGAUCAUAUCGAACGUGUUUCGUCCACCGUAACCCGGGGCAAUAAACUCGACAAGAUCGAUACAAUCCAUCAAGAUGAAGCUCUCAAAGUUCUUUUCAACUACGAUGGAGAUUCUACUUGGUCACCUGACGAAGAAGCCAAGUUAGUCAGAAAGAUUGACAGACGACUUCUGGUUAUUCUCGUCUUGACCUUUGCAAUCCAGUUCUAUGACAAGUUUCUGUUUUCCCAUGCCGCCAUCUUUGGUAUGAGAACCGACCUCAAGCUCACUGUCGGGAAUCGAUUUUCUAUGGCGUCUUCCAUCUUCUAUCUCGGCUACAUUGCUGGUGCAUAUCCGGCUACGUUCCUCGCCCAAAGAUUCCCAAUUCACAUCGUGGCUUUCACUUUGGUUCUCCUUUGGGGAACUUGUGUGCUAGCUGGCGGUUGGUGUAAUAGCUUCCGCGAGCUUUAUGUUCAGAGAUUCUUCCUUGGCCUCCUCGAGUCCGGUGUUUCGCCAGUCUGGAUGAUGGUCGUCGGUGGAUGGUAUACAAAGGUCGAACAGACAUUUCGCAUGGGGGUUUGGUUUGCUGCAGCUCCGAUGAUGGCUAUCCCUGCGCCACUUAUCAACUUUGGGCUUGGCCACAUCAAGGGUUCGAUGUCUCCUUGGAGAUACAUGUUCAUCUUUGCAGGCUGUAUCACGAUUAUAUGGGCUUUCGUGAUUCUUUUCUGCAUGGACCCAGAUCCAAUCACUGCAAAAAACCUCAGUGACCGAGAAAAGUUCAUCGCUGUAUCACGACUACGUGUAAACAACUCGGGAGUGAGGAAUAAGCACUUCAAGAGAGAGCAAGUAUUCGAAGCUGUAAAGAGCCCACUUUUCUGGUUACUUUUCUUCAUGUCUGCCACUGUCAAUACCGUUAACGCGGUGACCUCAACCUUCACGCCUCUUAUCAUCAAUGUGUCCAUGGGAUAUACGGGUUUGGACUCCUUGCUACUAACAAUGCCAACGGGAGCAGUUGGAGUGGUUGCCACAAUUACCCUCUCGUGGGUUGCAACAGUCUUCUCCCGAUACAAUUUGAGGAUUUGGUCCUAUACCUUCAGCUCAUCAAUCUUACUCCUUUCAUGUGUUUUGAUUUGGAACAUUCCCCAUAUAGCGAACGGAUUCAAAUUGAUGUGCUUGUACCUACUAGCGUUUCAUCCUGCUGCUUAUGCCGUGUUAAUGAACCUAUCCAUUGCCAAUGUUGCAGGAUAUACGAAGCGUUCAACGGUAUCUGCUGGCUUAUUUGUUGGCUACUGCGUCGGAAAUUUUGCCGGACCUCUAACAUUUCUUCAGUCUGAGUCCCCGCGGUAUACGACCGGAUGGACAUUCAUUACAGCUUGUCUUGCCAGCACCAUCUUAAUGGGUAUGUUAUAUCGGCUCAUGUGUCAAAGAGCCAACAAGAAUCGCGAGGCUGCUGGAGUAGCUGAAUCGUUUGAGAAUGCUUACGUGGACGACAUGACUGAUGUGUCCAACUUGCAUUUCCGAUAUAUCUAUUAG
This is a messenger RNA of Fusarium proliferatum ET1, 1539 nucleotides long. RefSeq lists its product as uncharacterized. The transcript is spliced from 4 exons. Gene Ontology annotation, cellular component: membrane. NCBI's taxonomy places the organism in Eukaryota, Fungi, Ascomycota, Sordariomycetes, Hypocreales, Nectriaceae. Bases 1 to 1539 code for a protein of 512 amino acids. Gene Ontology annotation, biological process: transmembrane transport. The record is from RefSeq and is a predicted model, not a curated record. Gene Ontology annotation, molecular function: transmembrane transporter activity.